Messenger RNA from Heterobasidion irregulare TC 32-1, 231 nucleotides. RefSeq lists its product as uncharacterized. The record is from RefSeq and is a predicted model, not a curated record. The transcript has 4 exons. Lineage: Eukaryota; Fungi; Basidiomycota; Agaricomycetes; Russulales; Bondarzewiaceae. The coding region runs from base 1 to 231 and encodes 76 amino acids.
AUGGCGAGUCCGUCACACGUACACACGAUCAACGAAACGAAAGUAAACUCUCCUAACUCACCAUUAGAUCCUCGAAAGCUUCUUCAAUCAUUGGCUAACAACGACCUUGCAUUCAGUAUCUUGCCGAUGUGCGUGAUUCCUCAGCGUGCUCUCUUCGAGGCAAAGAUCGAGAAUUGCGCUAUACACCCAGAGAUGCGCACAAGUGCGGGUAGGUCUCAUGAGUGUCUAUGA